Didymodactylos carnosus is the source of this 3839-nucleotide messenger RNA. NCBI's taxonomy places the organism in Eukaryota, Metazoa, Rotifera, Eurotatoria, Philodinida, Philodinidae. The record is from the annotation of a GenBank genome assembly.
UACACAUUCUUUCAUUCAGAAACUAUGAGAAAAAUACAAACACCUACUUUUUCGGUUAAGUUUUGGAAAGUAGGUGUUUGUACUUUUCUCAUAGUUUCUGAAUGAAAGAAUGUGUAGACUGUAGGAAUAUCUCAGAAUCUUUAGCACACUUGUCUCUUUAAUCUGUGAUAUUCUAGAUCUCUAGGCGUCUCGUUACACAAACAUUAUAAGAAAAACAAAAUGCAAAAAAAUCGUUAGGAAAUUUCACUCCGGUAGCAGAGAUGGCUGGCCAGAGCGAAUACUUACUAGCUAGUUCGAGGAUGUUUAAUAUCUCUUCGUUUUGCUGUGUGGAAGGGAUUUCACUGAACAUACUGUAGCGUUUUAUAAUUGUACUCAUACUCUUGAGUGUUCUUAUAGGUUUUUAGAACGUGCCGUGAAUUUAUUAAAAACUGUUUUGUUUUUCUUAAUAACUUCUUGUAUCUGUUUAUAAUGGUCUAUUGAUAUGAACAACUCAGCAUUGCUGAUUUUGAUGAAUGAUUCAUUUGGUAUAUAUAGAUAACUUCAGAAGCUUUUCGUAAUGAUUUACUUUUUUCUAAUUAGGCGCAAUUGCAACUGUUAUAAAACAAUCUGCCAGUCUUCCAUAUCAAGAAAAUAAUUCAAUGAAUAUCGUUGCAACAACAUCUGUACCGAUGUCACCAACAAGUCAGGCGGCGCAACAUCCCUCACAUCAACAUCAACAGCAACGAAGUUCUAGCAACGUCUAUGAUUUUCAAACUCUUGCUGAAUUUGCGAAUCGUGAUUACCAAAAUGGGAAUUAUGAAAGAGCUGAACAACAUUGUCUCCAACUUUAUCGUCAAGAACCAGACAAUACAAGUUUAUUAUUGCUAUUAAGUUCAAUAUAUUUUCAAAUGAGACGAUAUGAUCAAUCGAUGUCAUUCAGUUUGCUUGCAACAAAAUUGAAUCCACGUUUGGCCGAGGCGUACUCAAAUCUUGGCAAUGUCUACAAAGAAAAAGGAAUGUUAAAAGAAGCACUAGAACAUUACACGAAAGCAUUAUCGAUCAAACCAGAUUUUACUGAUGGCUAUAUUAAUUACUCAGCUGCACUCAUUGCUAACGGAGAUAUGGAGGGUGCUGUAAAUGCAUAUGCAAGAGCGUUGCAAUAUAAUCCGGAUUUGUAUGGUGUUCGCAAUGAUCUUGGAAAUUUACUGAAAGCACUUGGGCAUCUCGAAGAAGCAAAAGCAUGUUAUCUCAAAGCUAUUGAAACACAGCCAAAUUUUGCUGUAGCAUGGAGUAAUCUCGGAUGUAUAUUUAAUUGUCAGGGAGAAAUGUGGCUUGCUAUACAUCAUUUUGAAAAGGCCGUGUCAUUAGAUCCUAAUUUUCUUGAUGCCCAUAUUAAUUUGGGAAAUGUGUUGAAAGAAGCGAGAAUUUUUGAUCGAGCUGUUAUGGCAUAUUUACGUGCGUUAAGCUUAGCCCCAAAUCAUCCAAUUAUUCAUGGUAAUUUAGCAUGUGUUUAUUAUGAACAAGGAUUUAUUGAUCUGGCAAUUGAAACAUAUAGGCGUGCUAUUGAAAUUCAACCGAAUUUUCCUGAUGCCUAUUGUAAUCUAGCGAAUGCAUUGAAAGUACAAGGAAAAAUAUCUGAUGCCGAAGAAUGUUAUAAUACAGCAUUACAUUUAUGUCCAACUCAUGCCGAUUCAUUAAAUAAUUUAGCUAAUAUUCGCCGUGAACAAGGUCAUGUCGAAGAUGCUAUUUUAUUAUAUAAACGUGCUCUUGAUGUAUUACCAGAAUUUGCUGCAGCUCAUUCAAAUUUAGCAUCAGUAUUACAACAACAAGGUCGUUUACAAGAUGCUUUGCAACACUACAAAAACGCUAUUAGUAUACAACCAACAUUUGCUGAUGCCUAUUCUAAUAUGGGCAAUACAUUGAAGGAAAUUGGUGAUAUACAAAGUGCAUUACAAUGUUAUGCACGUGCAAUCCAUAUCAAUCCUGCAUUUGCCGAUGCACAUAGUAACUUAGCAUCUAUUCAUAAAGAUACCGGAAAUAUACCAGAUGCAAUACAAUCCUAUAAAACAGCAUUGAAAUUAAAACCUGAUUUUCCUGAUGCUUAUUGUAAUUUGGCACAUUGUUUACAGAUUAUCUGUGAUUGGACAGAUUAUGACUUACGAUUGAAGAAGAUCGCAGCCAUUGUACAAGAACAGUUGGAUAAAAAUCGAUUGCCUAGUGUUCAUCCACAUCAUAGUAUGCUAUAUCCGUUAACAUCUGAACAGCGGCGGGGUAUAGCAUCACGGCACGCUAUGCUUUGCUUGGAAAGAGUAAGGAGCACUUGGGAUCCUUCCCUCAUUCAAUUGUUACAUAAAAAAUCGUUCGUAUACCCAACAGAUCUCAAAGCAAGCUCUGGUCGAUUGCGAAUCGGUUAUGUUAGCUCUGAUUUUUGCAAUCAUCCAACCGCCCAUCUAAUGCAAAGUAUCCCUGGUUUACAUGAUCGUUCGAAAGCAGAAAUAUUUUGUUAUUCGUUAAGUCCAGAUGAUGGCACCGCAUUUCGGGCAAAAAUUCAACGGGAAGCUGAACAUUUUAUUGAUCUGUCAUCUGUUACAUGCAACGGGCAAGCUGCUGAUCGUAUUUAUUCGGAUGGCAUUAAUAUUUUAGUAAAUUUAAACGGAUAUACAAGAGGUGCUAGAAAUGAACUGUUUGCAUUAAAACCAGCUCCUAUUCAAGUCAUGUGGUUAGGAUACCCGAAUACAAGUGGUGCACCAUUUAUGGAUUACAUUGUUACAGACGAUGUUACAUCGCCAAUGAGUUUAAGUGAACAAUAUACAGAAAAAUUAGCUUAUAUGCCCUACACAUUUUUCAUUGGAGAUCAUAAACACAUGUUUGUACAUAUGACAGAAAAAGUGAUAGUCGAAGAUAAAAAUAAAAAGUCAGAUGGAGCUGAUAAUCGAUCGAUUGUGAAUGCAACAGAUUUAAAACCAAUAUUGGAGAGAAGUGACGUGAAGAAAAUGGCUAUUCGAGUUUCUGAUGGUGGAACAAAUCCUAAAGAUGGUCACAUCAUGAAAGAAGUCAUAACGCCAAUUGUUCAAUUACCACUAACGACUGAUGUACACCAUUUAUUAGCGCAAGGACAUUGUGAAGUUAGUAUCAAUGGUAUUGUGGCACAGAAUGGAACGACAACGUUACAAACAAGUGGUCGUGCAGCAACAGGCGAAGAAGUGCCUCAAACAGUUUUAUUAACAACUCGUACUCAAUAUGGUUUACCAGAAGAUGCUGUCGUUUAUUGUAAUUUUAAUCAAUUGUACAAAAUAGAUCCUAAAACAAUGCGGUGUUGGUGUAAUAUUCUCAAACGAGUACCUAACAGUGUUCUUUGGCUAUUGCGUUUUCCAGCUGCCGGUGAAGAAAACAUAAUUAAAUUUACGCUUGCAAGUGGUGUUGAUACAUCGAGACUGAUAUUUUCAAAUGUUGCACCAAAAGAGGAACAUGUUCGUCGUGGACAAUUAGCCGAUGUAUGUCUUGACACUCCAUUGUGUAAUGGUCAUACAACAGGAAUGGAUGUUCUUUGGGCUGGUACUCCAAUGAUAUCACUUCCAUUAGAAACAUUGGCAUCACGUGUGGGUGCAUCAUUAUUAUAUACAUUAGGUUGUCCAGAAUUAGUAGCAAAUACCUAUGAUGAAUAUGAAAAUAUUGCUGUAAAAUUAGGAAAUGAUCGUAAUUAUUUAAAAUCUAUACGUGCUAAAGUGUGGUCGAGGCGUUUAACAAGUCCACUAUUUGAUACAGCAUUGUAUACAAAAAGUUUGGAAAAACUCUUUUGGAAAAUGUGGCAACGUUAUGAAAAAAAUUUAUCACCAGAUCAUAUUAUCGAUGUUAACUAG